This is a messenger RNA of Elgaria multicarinata webbii, 756 nucleotides long. It is a transcript of the gene ASCL2, whose product is annotated as achaete-scute family bHLH transcription factor 2. Gene Ontology annotation, biological process: regulation of transcription by RNA polymerase II; developmental process. The transcript has a single exon. Lineage: Eukaryota; Metazoa; Chordata; Lepidosauria; Squamata; Anguidae. Gene Ontology annotation, molecular function: protein dimerization activity; DNA-binding transcription factor activity, RNA polymerase II-specific; RNA polymerase II transcription regulatory region sequence-specific DNA binding. The coding region runs from base 1 to 756 and encodes 251 amino acids. The record is from RefSeq and is a predicted model, not a curated record.
AUGAACGGUGGGGCAGUAGCAACGGCCAUGCAACAAGCAGCCCACGCUUGCAAAAGUUAUCCGUUGCACGGUUGCAGCAGUAGCAGCAGCAACGGCUCCGUGGGGAUCAAGCUGCAGGCGGGGCAGAGCGCGGGCUCGUCUUCGUCCGAGCAGCAGCAGCAAUGGGUUGCUGCAAAGAGCUGCCCGGGGCCGGCUCAGCCGUCCUCCUCAGCGGUGCGCUGCAAAGGCUCCAAACGGCGCUCGAGCUCGCCGGAGCUGCUGCGCUGCAAGCGGCGCCUGGCGUUCCCAGGCCUGGCAGCGCAGCAGAGCGGCGGCGCGGCAGCCGUGGCGCGGCGCAACGAGCGCGAGAGGAACCGCGUCAAGCUGGUCAACCUGGGCUUCCAGACCUUGCGCCAGCACGUGCCCAACGGCGCCGCCGCCAAGAAGAUGAGCAAAGUGGAGACGCUUCGCUCGGCCGUGGAAUACAUCCGCGCCCUGCAGCAGCUGCUGGACGAGCACGACGCCGUCAGCGCCGCCUUCCAGGACGGGCUCCUACCCCCCGGCGGCCUCCCCGCCGCCGUCGCCGCCGCCUGCGCGGGCGGAGGCAGCGGCAGCUCGUAUUCCUCCGCCUCGCCCUCUUUCGACGGCCGCGACGGCAGCUCGGUGCCCGGCUCACCGCACUCGGCUUAUUCCUCGGACGAGAGCGGCUACGAGGGGGCGCUCAGCCCGGAGGAACAGGAGCUGCUCGAUUUCACCAGCUGGUUCGUGAACUACUGA